Molecule: messenger RNA, 857 nt
Organism: Dermatophagoides farinae (American house dust mite)
Lineage: Eukaryota; Metazoa; Arthropoda; Arachnida; Sarcoptiformes; Pyroglyphidae
Source: RefSeq, a predicted model, not a curated record
AUGAACAUUGCAAUCAAGAUUAUUCAACAACAACAACAACAACAAAGUAACCCAGAUAGGAAUAAUAAUGAAAAGAAUAAAUGUUUCAAUAUAUGGCCAUCUUUAUUUCGACGAUCAACCUAUUUAAAACGUUAUAAAAGAGGCCAUUCACAUUCGUUAGAAAAACAUCGUAGUCGUUAUUAUUCACAAAGUUUUGGUUCAUCAUUGAAUGAUGAUAAUCUUUCACUAUCAUCAUCAAAGCCGAUAUCAUCGAAUGUUCCAUUUCCGAUCACGGAUAAAUAUCUAACACAUGGUUCACCAAUUUCACCACGUGUAAAAAAUUUUAAUCUUGAUAUGAAAAUUCUGGUAUUAUCACGUAAUGAUAAUCCGUAUCUAAGUAAACAAUUAGAACGUUCAAAUUCAUUAACAUCAAAUAAUUCAUCAACCGUAACAGAUGAACAGGAAUAUUUUGCUAUCGAUACACCACAUUCAGCGCUACAUACGCCCAUAUUUAAUCGUCGCAAUUAUCGGAUUAAUAAUGGUCGUUCAUCAUCAUCAACCGGGCAACAUCAACAUCAACAACAACAACAACAACAUCGAUCAACAUUAUCAUUUACAUUUGGCUAUGAUAAUCAUAGAGAUCUAGAGGAUGGAAAAAAUCUUCAUGAACAAUUAAUCCGUAGUCCACCUCCGAAUUUCCCGGAAAAACUAAGUGAAUUUUUAUUCACUGAAAAUCUGAUCAAAAAUCUAAAUAAUCAAUGAUAUUUUCAAAAGAUGUAACCCUUUUUUUUGUUUUUUUUUCUGCUGCUGGUCAAUCAGCCAAAAGAUAUAGAAAAAUAUUUUAUUUUCCUGUUUUAAUAUUGCUGCUGUUGUUGUUU